AUGACUGCAAGAAGUAUUGUCCUCCAGAAUGCAAAAAAAACGUCUCUCCAGCUUGUCUUCUUGUUCUCCCUCACAAUCAUAUUAUUUUGUUCAUCUUUCGGUGAUGCGAGAGAGAUGGUGAAAGAAGUGAAUUGCCUCGGUGGUAAUUGCUUGCCGCAAGUAGCACCUAUAAUGGACACUAGUGAGACUAAUGCGUCUUGCCGUAGAGACAACGACUGCAGCCAGUACUGUCCUAAGGGCUGCAAGAUUGUUAACUGUAAUUUUGGAACCUGUUUCUGUGAGUGUUAA
Molecule: messenger RNA, 288 nt
Organism: Eutrema salsugineum
Lineage: Eukaryota; Viridiplantae; Streptophyta; Magnoliopsida; Brassicales; Brassicaceae
Product: putative defensin-like protein 263
Exons: 3
Coding region: 1-288 (95 amino acids)
Source: RefSeq, a predicted model, not a curated record